ACACUGGGGGCCCGGCUUUCGCCCGCUGCUGCCGCCGCCGCCGCCGGCCGCGGCUGCUCUCCCAAGAUGGCGGCUCCUCCGGGCGAGUACUUCAGCGUUGGGAGCCAGGUGUCGUGCCGGACGUGCCAGGAGCAGCGGCUGCAGGGCGAGGUGGUAGCCUUCGACUACCAGUCCAAAAUGCUGGCUUUAAAAUGUCCCUCUUCCAGCGGAAAGCCCAACCACGCAGACAUCUUGCUCAUAAACUUACAGUAUGUUUCAGAAGUGGAAAUUAUUAACGACCGCACAGAAACCCCUCCUCCCCUAGCUUCACUCAAUGUCAGUAAGCUUGCCAGCAAAGCACGGACGGAGAAGGAAGAGAAGCUGAGCCAGGCCUAUGCAAUCAGUGCUGGUGUCUCCCUAGAGGGCCAGCAGCUCUUCCAGACCAUCCACAAGACCAUUAAAGACUGUAAAUGGCAAGAAAAAAACAUUGUAGUCAUGGAAGAAGUUGUUAUUACACCCCCAUAUCAAGUGGAAAACUGUAAAGGCAAAGAGGGGAGUGCACUGAGCCAUGUACGCAAAAUAGUUGAAAAGCAUUUUAGAGACGUGGAAAGCCAAAAGAUCCUGCAGCGUUCACAAGCCCAGCAACCACAGAAGGAGGCUGCCCUGUCCUCCUGAGUCCACACGCGCCCAGGACUCUCCCAGCAUCCAGCCCCGAGGGGCGGUGGCUUCGGCGGAGGCAGGCCGGGGGAGGGAAGGGAUCCUGUAUUUCCUGUUGGCUCUUGUUAACAGAGGGUCAGCGUUUCCAAAUCUUAGACUUGAACAAACAAAACACCCAACAAAAAAGAACAAGAGAGUAAUUUAAAAGUUGAAUCAUUACUUGACUAACAGACUUCGGUCCACCAUGUCCUUUCACAGCCCCUCCUGGAACAGUCACCUUGUUAAUUUUAUUUUCGAGCUCCCUUCCCUCUGUCCUUCCCUCCCCGGUCUGUUCCUGCCGUUCUGUUUUUUAAGUGGCUGCAUUUGCCUCUGAGUGAUUGAAAGAAACUUUUACAUCUUUUCUUCCAAAAUAAAAAUAACAAGCUGACUGUGCCUCUCACGUUGAGACCAGAGCAGCAGGCAGAGGUCUCACUUUAAAGUUUUCCUUUUCUUUCCCUUUUCCUUUUUUUUUUUUUUUUUUUUUUUUUGCACAGGGCAUGGCUUGAAUUAGUUUUAUUUUUCUUAACUUUAAAUAUAUAUAUGAAAAUAUAUAUUAAAAUGUUCUCUAAAUAUUUUCUGCUUCUUGCAGGUCUCUUUUUACUAGAUCAUGGCCACUCUUCCCACCUCAUCCCUCUGAAAAUAAAAUGUAAUACCCUCCCCAGCACCCACAGCUAGGCAGCGUGACCUUGACCUCGACCUGGUUCACAGCCUGAAUCUCCUGCAGCACUUUGUAGAGCCAGUGUGUGCAGCCGGGAUUGGGCUUUGAGGGUUCCUGAUGGCUUCUUAGUUUGACCUGUGUGUGUAGCAGCCUCACAUCUGGCCCAGACCUCAGGAUUCUCUCUGCCUCUUGUCUUACUUCAUGGUACUAGAAGAGCCUCCUUGCCACGCCCUCCACUGGGAGCGCGCGCUGCCCUUUCUCGUGUGCCUCUGCGGGAAGAACUCUUCUGCAUGGCACAUCUUAGCUCCUCCUCCUCGAGGGAUGGUUUUCUUUUACAAGAAACUUGGUGUCCAUCCACCGCGACCUCUCUGAGUCUGGAUCCAGAGCCGCUAGCCCAGGAAGAGGCUUGGGUGACCUAGACUUUCUCUCCUCUGCCACUCUCCUGCUCUUAAGCCCCCUCCCCCCCAGUCUUACAAGCUGAUGACAGUUUGUAUGUGCUCAGCCAAUGGGCAGAAAACCUGGAAAGAAUUUUUGGACUUUAGCCCACCAGUCUGUCUGGUUUGACUAACCUGCUGAGAGCCAAAACUGGCACCGUUGGCCCUGUGCCUUCAAGGGCAGUGUCAGGGACCGGGUGUGCCACCCUCUGAGUGUCAGGUGCCGAGUGGGGUGGGGUGAUGCUCAUGGGACUGGCUAGAGCUUUGGGGAUGCGGUGGGGGUAACUACUAUUUUUUUGGCCGUGAUCUCUUUCCCCUUCCUUUUUUUUUUUUUUUAAAAAUUAAAUAAAUG
Molecule: messenger RNA, 2119 nt
Organism: Lepus europaeus (European hare)
Lineage: Eukaryota; Metazoa; Chordata; Mammalia; Lagomorpha; Leporidae
Gene: LSM12
Product: LSM12 homolog
Exons: 5
Coding region: 67-654 (195 amino acids)
Molecular function (GO): RNA binding
Source: RefSeq, a predicted model, not a curated record